Patiria miniata (bat star) is the source of this 4016-nucleotide messenger RNA. RefSeq lists its product as uncharacterized. NCBI's taxonomy places the organism in Eukaryota, Metazoa, Echinodermata, Asteroidea, Valvatida, Asterinidae. The coding region runs from base 1311 to 2951 and encodes 546 amino acids. The transcript has 7 exons. The record is from RefSeq and is a predicted model, not a curated record.
AUAAAUAAUGACUACAAACAUGUAUAAUUAUACAAUACAUUACAAAAAUAAAAAAAUUCAAUACAGUAAGAUAAAUCAUUAUUAGAAUAAUACAUAGGUGUUAAGCAAAUAUUAUAAAUACAAUAUAUUUUAAAACUAUUAUAACUUCAUGUACUGUGUGAAUGCUUUACUAUAAAGUUGAUUCAGUGAACAUGAAAAAUUUGGAUCUAUCUUGUAACAUCAAGAAAAGAAAAACAAAAUAUUGCUGUAACUAUAUUCGCUGAUUACGGGAGGGGCGAAAACCCUUUUGGGAGAAAACACGGGGAAAUUCCCAUCUGGCUCCUUAUUAUCUUCUUAUAUAAUGGCAACCAAGUUUGUUAACUCCGUAGAUCAGCACAUAUCUACAUAUCUGAUGGGUUCGGGUUGUGGAGAUGAGAUGCACUUAGCAUCAUAUAGGAGGUCUGGUGGUGGUGGUGUUUCAGUCAUUCUGCACUCCUGAAGUUUCUUAACCAAAAAGUACUGUGUGGUUGUUUUUAAAGUACUUUUGGAAACAAAAUUGUCACAGCUGUGUGCAGAAGGGGAUUAAUAUAUCAUAAACUAAGAUACUGCAAGUCCUAUUGGCCAAAUCAGUUAAGCAAGUCCCCUGGCCUAUCCAGAUAAAAAAAAUCUGCUCCUUUUAACACUUGCUUUAAUAUAAUGAAUUAAUUAUAGUAAUUAUUGUUGGCCCAAAUAUGUGUACCACAACUGUGUGAUGCACUGGCUGCACAAAUAUUGACAAACAGUACAAAGUUCAAACAUGUCUGCACAACUGUGUACAAGGGUAGUACGAGUAGGCUACAUGUAUAAUCGUGCACUGUAGACUUGCUCAUGCUCUACAUUAUGGAUUGCAGUAUAUGACUACAGGCCUACAAACAAUGAAAUUGUAUUCUUAUUUUGAACCUGCAAGUGCAUGGCCAGAGUUCCUGUUUCAACCGUGUUGUUCCUCUGAGGUUCUACAAUCAGGUCAUUCAGUUUUAGUUAAUUCACUUCAACAAUGCAACUGGCUGGAUACACAACAACGUGCACACAUUAAUGUUUUGUUCUCGGGAUAGGCAUAAAUGAUACUGCAAAACAAGUUGUCAUGUGAAAAAAUGGAGGACCAAAGCGUUUGUCGUGAGACGAGAAUGAUGAGACAAGAAUAGGCAUAUAGGCCUAAAAAGCAAACCUCAUUUGACAAGUACGAGUACAAGGAUUUUGCCUAUCAGGGAAUUCAGCCUAUAACACAAACAUGGACGGAAAGUAAUGUCGAAUUUCUGCAGUUUCUAAAUUCCCUGUGAAAAAUUGUCUCCAAAAUGAGCACGGGGAUAGGCCUAAUCAUGCGAUCUUUCCGGAGCAACAAGAUGAUAGUCGCACUGACAAUCUUUGUCUGUCUCGGCCUGAUACCGUCCUACAGCGUGGUCCAGUCGUACCUCAGUCCAAGCAAGAUUCAUCUGACGGCGGAUGAGUUAGCCAGACUGUACAACAAGGAUGUAGCAACGGAACCGGCUCGUAUAGAAAUGGGACACAGGUCCAAAGAGGCAGACGUGGCGGCGUUCCUGGUUGCUAAUGGCACCACAAAGGUGUUGCUGGACUGCGGAGCUAACACCGCCUCUAGCGUGCAACUCUUCCGCGAUACCUACCCGGAUGGUAGGAACUACGUCAUCCACUCGUUUGAGAUUGAUGAGAGACUUGGGCCGUACUUCAGCCCUUACCGUAACCAUCACCUGCACUGCCCAGUGGGAGUGGCCGCUGAAUACGGUAAUGUAACUGCAUAUCUGGAGUCUGUCUGGGGUCCAGACAAGGGCCUCAACAAUGGGCGGGACAUGCAGUGGGGAGGAGGGACAUUCUACGCUGACCCUGCGGAGAUACAGGAUAAAGAAACUGGCGGUAAAAGAAAACUGUCAACUCGGCGAGUUAUCCCAACCAUUGACCUUGCGCAGUGGAUCAAGGAGAAUUUCUCAGUGGAGGAUUACGUCAUCCUAAAGCUUGACGUUGAGGGCGCCGAAUUCAACAUACUCCAGAGAAUGCUACAAACUGGUGCCUUUAAGUACAUAGAUAAGUUGUAUGGCGAGUAUCACAACAGUCAGCCCACGGGUUGGUCACAGAAGAGCAAGAACCAGCUUGUCCUGGACAUCGGAGAGGCAGGUUUCACACUGAAGGAAUGGGAGGCAGACAGGCACAUGUACAGCGACUUCGAGAAACUCCACCCGCCUGAAAUCCCACUCAACACGCCAGGCACGGCUGGUGAGAUCUACUCCCUCUGCCAGCCAGGUUCAGUCUCUUUAGCCGUAGCCAUCGGCAUGAACCACAAGCGGGCCCACAAGGUCAUCUCCACCCUCCAGGCGUACCCCACCCGGCUCCCUCUAACCCUCUUCGUUUAUGGGGACUUCGUGGAGCAGUUCCCGGACACUGUGAUGGCCUGGGCCCGGCGAUACAGGCUUGGGAUCCGAGAGGAUGGCGACUACCCGAAGGCCUACCUAGAGACGAUGCCCAAGAAUCUCAUCCGCCGUAGUCUUGUCAGUUCCCUGAUGCGUCUGCAAGAGCUGGACCUGAAGACAGCCCUCUACUGGCCGGCAAUCAACGGCAGCAGCUUGUCGAAGUUUAAACUGUUAGCCAAGACACGCGGACUGAGGAUUAUCCAGCCUACAGUUGAAUUUCCUGGCAAACUAGGUACGAAGCUGACAAGCGAGAAUUACUACCACUACCGUGACGUGGAGCGUGUACCCCGGGCACUGCGACUGAUCCACAACCGGCUGAUGGAGACGCAAGGAGGGAUCCUCGGCCUGGACUCGGACAUACCGGACACCUAUACGAUAGCAGUGUUCCUGAUGGACUAUCUUGUCAAAAACUCAAACUACCGACUUGUGGAAGUGGAGGACUGUGUGAGAGAGGGGACACCGGUUGCGAUGAAGGGCGAGGAUUUUGACAUUUGGGCCCCUAAACACACGAACUGAAGUGGAGGUUUUGUGCCACGAAUUUAGAAUGUGGAAGUUGAACUUCAGGGUUAUAAACGGGAGAGGACGCAUCGCUAUUCAUGUACAUGUAUACCCUAGGAACAAUACAACCUAGUCGACCUAACAUCAUAGGUAGUCAAUAGAGAUAAGACAUAAUGACCUCAUGGUUUGUUUACAUGUGGGAUAAAGCAUGUGUGACAAAGCAUGACGUCAUUAUGUCUUGGGUGUGUUCGUCAGGGUUUUUUUCCAACUCGGAUUUUUGCUUCCCUGCUCUCGUCAACUCCAAGUUCCAACGCAGUGUUUCCAAAGCACAUUCUUAUAAAAGCUGAAAUAAGUUUGAUCGAUAGUACAAUGCAAUAACAUGGAGUCUAUAUCGUCUUCAACUUUGUGCGCCUAACAUACAACGGUGUGUAUAUCCCUUAUGCCUAGCGGCCAUGUUAGGGGGCAUCUUUUGUUAUUUUAAUUCAGUAACACUGAAUGCACAAAAGGUUCACUCAUGCAUGUCCCAGCAAAACAAAGGCAUUGCCCUAUAAGAUGGCUGCUACGCAGAAGGUCUAUAAAGUAGCUACUGUGAACAAUAAUUCUGGUGAGACUACAUCUGCCAUCUUUAACAGAAAAAAAUGAAAUACAGACAUCACAAGCAAAAUGAGGCAAUUGAAUACAUAAUAAUUGAUAUAAUGUUACCUUUUAUUUUAUUUUGGUUAAACUUUAUAAGUGGACAGCUAUACACAAGCUGUUUUUAUAAACCAAGCCAGUUGUUAGUAAUGUUAUAUGCUUUCACAAACUCGCACUGUAAAUCUCUGCCAAAAGUUCUUCGGGUAACUUCCAAUCAUUCAACAUGCUCACUCUGUAUUCAAAAACUGGAUCUAUACAAUGGCUACAUUAGCAAUCUUUAGCAUCGCAAACCCUUGAAAAAAUUAUCACAUGCACAGCCGCGCUACAUUCUUUUAGUAAUUAUCCAAAUAAAUUCUGGCUAGAUUGUGCAUUUAUUUUUCAUUCUCAUGUUUGAGAGUUUUGACUUCUUUUUAGUGAUUAAAUAAAGACUAGUUUCUGUGUUUGAUUUUA